This is a messenger RNA of Copidosoma floridanum, 976 nucleotides long. It is a transcript of the gene Sarm, whose product is annotated as sterile alpha and armadillo motif. Gene Ontology annotation, biological process: response to axon injury; signal transduction; negative regulation of MyD88-independent toll-like receptor signaling pathway. Gene Ontology annotation, cellular component: dendrite. Lineage: Eukaryota; Metazoa; Arthropoda; Insecta; Hymenoptera; Encyrtidae. Gene Ontology annotation, molecular function: signaling adaptor activity; protein binding; NAD+ nucleosidase activity. The record is from RefSeq and is a predicted model, not a curated record.
AACACUUGUGAUGUAACUUUUUACAGUUUUUUGUACGCGCAAUCGAUCUGUGAUAAAUAUUGCAAUUCUGAACAGUGUCUGUAGGAUAAGUUACUGAAGCCCGAAAAAACUCACAUCAUUUUAUUAUUAUUUAUUACAGUACGUAGUUAUAGUAAAAAUAAAAUUAGAGUACUUUGUCCCUGAGUUACACUUAUUAAUUCCUUUAUUUUUGUUUUUGGAAUGAGACUUCAUAAAAAUCCUUACAUUUGUAGAAAUCAGGAAACACUUAUGUAAAUGUUAUAAGCUAAAAAUUAAUUUUUGAAAAUGUUAGAUUAGAGUAUAUGCCUCAUACACGUCAGUUGUAUAUUGAAUUAUAGAAAAAAUAUUUUAAUCAUAAGGUAUUCAAAAUAUUUUCCACUAUUGAAGGAGAAUUAAAGAGCAGAUGUAGUAAACCAGCAUUUUAACUUGAAAUGUGGAGUUAAAAAGGAAUUUUAUACAUGUGUGGGUAAAACGAUAUACCAAUAGGGAAAAUUGGAUUAAAGAUAUUUAGCCAAUAACUACUAAACCAUUUGAAAGGAUUCAAAGUUUCAUUUUUAAAAUGAAAACAAGCCCGAUAAAGAAUAACCUUACUGAGUUGAAGCGGGGGAUUUCUGAGAUGAAAACUAUAUCAUCAAAUUUUCAAAGAUUUCGGGACAGUGUGGAAAAUCCAGUAGAAAGAAGUGGGUAUGUUUCACAAGAGUCUACCGAUGUGGAACCACUCAUUACCUUUCCAGAUCCAGAUACACCAUCACCACCUCCUACAAAUAGUACAACGAUUCUACCAGGAGUAACAACAUCUCAAAUAAGUCCUUUGAGUGCCAUUGAUACGUUUGAAAGUUUGGAUCCUGCGUUAAACAUAGUAGAUUUUCACAACACAUCAAGUCAUCCUCUUAACGUUGAAAACAUUAAGUUUCAACAAAAAAAGAUUACAAGUGGCUCAAAAACCAAGGUAUCAUAA